AUGUCAUCAGUUACUUCUCAAGGAAACUUAGAGUUUAAAGAAAUUCAAUCAAAAUUGGAAAAUGAUACAAGACAAAUUGAAGAAUGGUGGUCCCAAUCACGUUGGGCAAAUACGAAGAGAACUUAUUCAGCUAAGGAUAUUGCAGUUAGACGUGGUACAUUUCCAUUGACAAAUUAUCAAUCUUCUGAAAUGUCGAAAAAGCUGUAUGGUAUCCUGGCCAAUCAUCAUAAGAAUGCUACUGUAUCUAGAACUUUCGGAGCUUUAGAUCCAAUUCAAAUCACUCAAAUGAGUAAAUAUCUUGACACAAUUUAUGUCUCCGGAUGGCAAUGUUCAUCUACUGCAUCUACAUCAAAUGAGCCAGGUCCAGAUUUGGCUGACUAUCCAAUGGAUACUGUACCAAAUAAAGUUGACCAUUUAUUCAAAGCACAAUUGUUUCAUGAUAGAAAACAAUAUGAAGAGAGAUCACAAGUUAAAACACCAAAAGAUUUGGCUCAACUUAAUGGUCCCAUUGAUUAUUUAACUCCUAUUAUUGCAGAUGCAGAUGCGGGUCAUGGUGGUUUAACCGCUGUGUAUAAAUUGACAAAAUUAUUUAUUGAAAGAGGCGCCGCAGGAAUUCAUAUGGAAGAUCAAACGUCCACUAAUAAGAAAUGUGGUCAUAUGGCUGGUAGAUGUGUCAUCCCGGUACAAGAACAUAUUAAUAGACUGAUAACAAUUAGAAUGUGUGCUGACGUAAUGAAUUCUGAAUUAAUCAUUGUUGCUAGGACAGAUUCAGAAGCGGCCACUUUAAUAAGCUCUACAGUGGAUGUUAGAGAUCAUUAUUUUAUAAUUGGUGCAACAAACCCUGAAAUGAAAAAUAAACCUACUCUUGUAGAAACAUUACAUCAUGCAAUUUUAUCAGGGAUGAAGGGUAAACAGGUGGAAGAAAUUGAAAAGAAAUGGUGUGAAAAGGCAAAUUUGAAACUAUUCCAUGAAGCAUUUGAAGAUGAAGUUAAUUGUAAUCCAGAUAUCAAAAAUAAGAGAGAUAUAAUUAAAACAUUUAACUCGAAAGUUGGUCCAUACACAGGAACAUCACUUAGAUUGGCACAAAAAUUAGUUAAGGAAUUAAUAGGCUACGAACUUUAUUUUGACUGGGAUUCUCCACGUGCAAGAGAAGGCUUAUAUCGUUACAAAGGAGGUACACAAUGUGCUAUUAUGAGAGCAAGAGAAUUUGCACCAUACUCCGAUUUAGUUUGGAUGGAAUCAAACUACCCUGAUUAUGAACAGGCUGUAGAAUUUGCUAAGGGGGUCAAGGCAGUUUAUCCACAUCAAUGGUUAGCAUAUAACCUCUCACCAUCGUUCAAUUGGCAAACAGCCAUGUCCAUCAAUGAACAAGCAACCUUUAUUGACAGACUAGGCAAAUUGGGAUAUAUCUGGCAAUUUAUUACGUUGGCAGGAUUACAUACCACGGCAUUAGCGAUCAACAAUUUUGCUCAUGAUUUUGCACAUGAUGGUAUGAAAGCGUAUGCACAAAAAAUUCAACAAAAGGAAAUGGACGAGAAUGUCGAUGUACUAAAACAUCAAAAAUGGUCUGGUGCAGAGUAUAUUGAUGGUUUAUUGAAAUUAGCACAAGGUGGUAUAAGUGCCACAGCAGCAAUGGGUGAAGGCGUCACCGAGGAUCAAUUCAAGAGUAAACUAUAA
Molecule: messenger RNA, 1677 nt
Organism: Kazachstania africana CBS 2517
Lineage: Eukaryota; Fungi; Ascomycota; Saccharomycetes; Saccharomycetales; Saccharomycetaceae
Gene: ICL1
Product: isocitrate lyase 1
Exons: 1
Coding region: 1-1677 (558 amino acids)
Biological process (GO): carboxylic acid metabolic process
Molecular function (GO): isocitrate lyase activity
Source: RefSeq, a predicted model, not a curated record